Ectocarpus sp. CCAP 1310/34 is the source of this 498-nucleotide messenger RNA. The record is from the annotation of a GenBank genome assembly. Lineage: Eukaryota; Phaeophyceae; Ectocarpales; Ectocarpaceae.
AUGUUCUUGGAGGAAGACAUCGACGCACCCACUCUUCCCCUUGAUUUUUUCAGCCUUCCCGCCACGACGUACGGGGUACAGGCCUUCUUCUCCACGGUUUCGGUUUGCCUGUUCGUGGGGUGCAUCGUCUCACUCGCUUCUACGGCGAUGAUGGACCCUGGGAUCAUUCCUCGACGAACGCUGGCGUUGUGGAACUCAUUGGACCCGGCCUCUCCUGGCAUUGCCGAGCGAAAGUUCUGUGGCUCGUGUCAGCUCGCGCGUCCCCCGAGGGCCAAGUACUGCAAGGGCAGCCAAUUCGUCCCCCACCUGUUGGCUCUAUGGACAGCUGUGGUUAUGAUCCUCGUGGGGGGGUUGCUAUGUUUCCACGUCUUCCUUGUGACGAAGAGCCAAACAACCAACUUGUAUCUCAGACGCGAGGCGCCAAGCGGCAGUCGCUUGGGUCGACCCUUCUUGGCUAGCUGCCACGAAUUAUGGAGCGGGGCACGGCCACUGAGGUGA